This is a messenger RNA of Coffea eugenioides, 1540 nucleotides long. Its product is annotated as U-box domain-containing protein 4. Gene Ontology annotation, cellular component: cytoplasm; nucleus. The record is from RefSeq and is a predicted model, not a curated record. Bases 34 to 1176 code for a protein of 380 amino acids. Gene Ontology annotation, molecular function: protein binding. Lineage: Eukaryota; Viridiplantae; Streptophyta; Magnoliopsida; Gentianales; Rubiaceae. The transcript has 2 exons.
GGAGAGCAGUAAAGCAGUCUUAUUAUCAAACAGAUGGAAGACGAGCUGCCCCGGAGCACCGGAACAUCACCGGCGGCAGAAUCUACGCCGCCGCAGCAGGCGGAGUUGCGGCAGCCGCUGCCGCAUAAUAAGGAAAUCGAGCAAGUGGUCGAGAGACUUCUAAGAAGUGGGAAUUUAAAUGCCCAAAUAGAAGCAGCAAAAGACGUGAGAAAACUCGUCAGAAAGUCGAAAUCUUCUUCCUCCAAAACCCGUUCUCGUUUGGCUGCCGCUGGCGUCAUUCCGCCCCUCGUUUCUAUGCUUCAUCAGCCUGCUGCUCGAGAGCCCGCCCUCCUUGCCCUCCUUAAUCUUGCUGUUCGCAAUGAACGAAACAAGAUCGGGAUAGUUACGUCUGGUGCUGUUCCCCCUCUAGUUGAGCUCCUGAAACUUGAAAAUGGCAAUUUAAGAGAAUUGGCAACUGCAACUAUGUUAUCAUUGUCAGCAGCAGCAGCUAAUAAGUCAGUAAUUGCAGCUUCUGGAGUUGCACCUCUUUUGAUGCAGAUACUUGUCUCUGGAAGUGUUCAAGGAAGAGUUGAUGCUGUCACAGCUCUCCACAAUCUCUCAACUAACAAAGAAGAACCUAAGCUGGUUCUCGAUGCUAGAGCAGCUUCUCCGUUAAUAAAACUCCUUAAGGAAUGCAAAAAAUACUCAAAGCUUGCUGAGAAAACAACAGCCCUGCUCGAGAUCCUUUCUCAUUCUGAAGGAGGACGGUCGGCAAUAACAAAUGUGGAUGGUGGAAUACUGACUCUAGUUUUAACAGUUGAGGAUGGAUCUCUUGUUAGCACAGAACAUGCAGUUGGAGCAUUACUGUCGUUGUGCCAGAGCUGCCGAGAUAAAUAUAGGGAUCCCAUUCUUAAUGAAGGCCCCAUUCCAGGCCUCCUACGACUCACUGCAGAGGGUACACCUCAAGCUCAGGAAAGAGCUAGAAAACUUUUGGACCUGCUUAGAGACUCCCCUCCUGACAAAAAGAUGUCAUCUGCUGUAUUUGAGAAAAUAGUAUAUGAUUUUGCUACACGAGUUGAUGGAACAGAUAAAGCGGCAGAAAUAGCCAAGAGAUUAAUGGAAGACAUGGUUAAUAGAAGCAUGGAGCUCAGCAUGAACCGUAUGGAGAUAAGGGCUUCAUCCUGUACCCCUUCAUAGCUUUUGUUCAUAUUACUAAUGCAUUUGGUUUGGAGAUCAGGUUUCUACUUAACUAGUCUCAGUUUUUUCCCUCAGUCAUUCAUGAAAGUGAAACUGCACAGUUAACUUACGUUAGAUAGCACAGGCUGGUGAUACGAUUUUAGUCCCUUUGAGGUGAUUUUUAUGACCUUGCUGGGAUUUGGACAUCUUUAACUUUGAUCUCACAAGUUCAGAAGAUUAAUUCUUGUAAACUACGUUCAUAGAUCGUGUUGUAAACAUGAAGGCAACGCCCUGAAACUGGACAAGAAGAAAGUAUCUCAAAUUGUACAAAUCAUAAUGAACUUAACCAUUAUGUUGUUAUUCCCAUCCACAAAAAUAACUUGGC